AUGUGGGUGGCGUCACUGGCGCGGCCGCGCGUCGGCGGCGCGCGUGGAAUAUCGGCGGCAGCGAUCUUAUCGCCGGCGAUUUCGUCCGAGAGCGCGCGCGGCACCGUCGUCAACCUCCAGCGCUCGCAGGAAAUGGCGGACGAUGAGUUAACUGAUAUGAUGUAUGACAUGGAGUUUGGAGAACUGAUGAAAGACUGGAUAGAAGAUUGGUCAGAUGAUGAAAAUUCAGAUCGUGGAGAUAGGUCAGAGAAUGGGAACGUAUUGGAAGAUCUUAAUGAAAACAAUGAGCAUGAUGAUGGUGAGGAAAACAACUCGGAGAUCUCGAAUGAAGAUUACAUUAGUCAGCUCAUUUCCGAAUGUCAUAAUGCGUACGACUAUUACGGUGAAUCCGACGCGGAGACAGGCCUUGAUGUCGAAUCAUUAGCUGCAUCUGAUUCUGGGGAGUCGCAAUCGUCGGUCAUCAUGAGUGAGGUGACAGAAGUUGAGGGGAAAAAGAAUGUCCAAGAUACUGCUAGUGCAGAUGAUAAGAGGGAUAUGUUCAUGGAGAUAAUACAAAUGACUUUUACGUCUCACGAGGCUGCGUAUGAUUUCUACAACAGCUAUGCUAGAGAUAAUGGUUUCAGCAUUAGAAAGAAUAGGGUCAGGUAUAGCAAAACCGAGUCACGUCAUAUGCGUUAUAGGCGGUUUGUUUGUUUCAGACAAGGAAAACGUGACAGCAGGUUGCUAACCGAGGAAGGACACAGCCGUAGGCUCAGACCCGAGACACGCUGCCACUGUGAAGCGCACCUGACCGUGAAGCUUGACCAAAAGCGUGGGGUUUGGUAUGUUGAUAGUUUUGAGGACAAGCAUAGCCAUAUCUUGGCAGGAUCGGACGAGGUACCUUUUCUUUGGUCCCACAGAAAAAUCAAAGAUUACCAGAGAGCUGAGAUACUGUCCAUGGGAGCUGCAGGGAUUAGAAUUCACGACAUGAUGGAUACCUUCAUCAGCAAACAUGUAUGGUAUGGCAGUGUUGUGGUUUUACCAGGCGUGAAAUAUACAACCUUUGCGCCAGGGAGAAGAGGAAGCUGCUUUCAAAAGGUGAUGCUGCCACAGUCAUAG
Molecule: messenger RNA, 1098 nt
Organism: Aegilops tauschii subsp. strangulata
Lineage: Eukaryota; Viridiplantae; Streptophyta; Magnoliopsida; Poales; Poaceae
Source: RefSeq, a predicted model, not a curated record